Messenger RNA from Oreochromis aureus, 2468 nucleotides. It is a transcript of the gene setmar, whose product is annotated as SET domain and mariner transposase fusion gene. The coding region runs from base 3 to 956 and encodes 317 amino acids. The record is from RefSeq and is a predicted model, not a curated record. NCBI's taxonomy places the organism in Eukaryota, Metazoa, Chordata, Actinopteri, Cichliformes, Cichlidae. Gene Ontology annotation, cellular component: nucleus. Gene Ontology annotation, molecular function: histone H3K9 methyltransferase activity; protein binding; zinc ion binding. The transcript has 2 exons.
UAAUGAAGCCACCGGAAGUUGGUUUGUUGACAUCUGUAGCAGAUUCGCUUCAGGCAGCUGCAGGAAUGAAUGUGACUGACGCGCACGGCGGUGAUCUGAGUCGAGGUCUGGAGGAUGUUCCCGUUUUAUUUGAAGGACUGGCAUUUCAUACUUUUCAGUACUCUCCAGAGAACGUUCAGGGGCCAGGAUCCGCUGUAGACCCCAGUGAAGUUACCCUUCCUGGAUGCUCCUGCCUUUCCCACUCGUGCUCCAUUGACAGCUGUUCCUGCCUGCAGACCCAUGGUCAGACGUAUGACAGCACAGGCACGCUGCUCAACCUCAACAGAACAGACUCGAGUUUCUGCUCACCUGUAUUUGAGUGUAAUGCCCUUUGCACCUGCAGUGACGAUUGCUCUAACCGGGUGGUGCAGAGAGGGCUGCGGUUCAGGUUGCAAGUGAACAAAACCCAGGACAGGGGCUGGGGAGUCCGGACACUAGAGAAAAUCUCACACGGGACAUUUGUAUGCGAGUAUGCAGGGGAGGUGAUCAGUUUUGAGGAGGCCAGGCGCCGACAGCUUGCCCAGAGGUCUGAGGAAAAUAAUUACAUUAUCGCUGUAAGGGAGCACGCGGGCACGGGCUCCGUCACUGAGACAUUUGUGGACCCAGCCCAGGUGGGAAACGUGGGUCGCUUUCUCAACCACUCCUGCAUGCCUAAUCUGGUCAUGGUGCCAGUGCGUGUGCACUCUGUAAUUCCCAGAUUGGCGCUGUUUGCUGGACGGGACAUUGAAGCUCAGGAGGAGCUGACAUUCGACUACUCGGGAGGAUACAGUAACCAGCAUCCUGCAGAGCUGCUGCCCGUGCAAAGCGAUGGCGCCGCACAGGCCAGGAGGACAGAUGGACUCCAGAAGAAAGUCUGUCACUGUGGUUCCAACAACUGCACACAAUUCCUUCCUCUGGAUUUAUCCAUUCUCAGCUGAAACUAUCAUGAACAUUGGGAAAAGAUUACUGUAAAACACGAUACCUUCAGCUUUUCUUUUCUUUUGUUCUGAUGCUUAUUUAUUUAUGUCUGUAUUUUCCUAAAAUCUUCAUUAAUUCAGCUGCUUGUUAGCACAAGACAAUGCAGCAUGUUGGUGUCUCCAUGAACACAAUGAGCUGGAUGAGUCAUGUCUGUGCCCAUCUCUGCUUCCUUCCUGUUUGGUCCCCUGAGUGUCUGCUGACCUGCCACUGUCUUAAUGCCGUCUCCCACUAACUGCGAGAUGAUGCAAUGAAAACAAGAAUAAUUAGAUUCUUGCUGACAUUCUUAUCUGUUCUUUCACUUGUAUAAUCUAUUUCAUGUAUUAGGACAGGCUUGUUCCCAGGUGAUUUACAGUCUUAUAGUUAUUGUCCUGUCCUGGCCCAUUUCUCACACCAUACACGAUUCUGGAAGAAGUAGUGAAGUCAUUUGCACUGGCAGGUGUGAAAGAAUGAUGUUUAAUAGGUUUCCUUUUAUAGCCACGUAGGAUCAAGAUUGGAACCUCUGGUAGAGCUCAGUGCAAGUAAAGACGUGAGAUGUUUUAUUCCAAAAAGACAAACUCACAUAAAAGGUGAUAAUUGUCAUAUGUCUCCAUCUACUUGACAUUGUUGUCGUUGUGCUACGCGGCCACCUCUCGUAGAUAUUCUCAGCUUCUCAUCGCACUCAAACCUCAAGAGAAGUGGGACCAAUUAAAAAGAGCCACGGGGUAUAGUUUAUAUAGAAACAGACCUUAUUCCCCUGUCGUGGAGGGGGGGCAAGGUGUCCCACUUAAGCGUGACCAUUCUGAAAUCAGAACCUUCUCUCAAUCUGCCCCAUUUCUAGUCUAGACCUGCUUUCAUCUUAUUAAUAUCCACAUCUGGGUUAAUUAGGAUGGAGACCAUGUUUCAUCCAGAAAUGGGACCAGUACUCCAGCCACAGUGGGGCUGAGAAAGACUAGCGGUGGUGGUGGUGGAGGGAGUGGCAGCCUUCUGUUAAUUGGAGACCACUGUCAAGUUGAUUGGUUUCCAUGUCACCCAGUGGAGAAGCAAAGUGUCGUAUCAACCUAUAUUUCUUCUUCUCUUAGGGUUACCUGGGAUUCUUUCUGUUUGUUGAGCCUAAUCUGAUCCACAUUCGAACUUAAAGGGAUCAUUUGGAAUUCUAAUAUUUUUUUUUCCAAAGAGUUGGAUGAGAAGAUCCUUUGCAUCGGUCUGGACACCCCAGCUUUAAAGCAUUUUUAAAAUGUGCUAAAUUAAACUUUGGGUAUUAUAAAAAAAAUACACAACAUGUCUGAUACCUCCUCUGUCUGACUCCAGUAACAGACAGUACAAAUGUGCAGUGUUAUACAGCAGAUACUAACAUGUAGCACGCAAUCAGAAAUAGCCAGGCAAAGUGUCUGCAUGCUGCUGAGCCUGUGGCCUUGGACUAAACACUAACAGAGAAAUGCAGAAAUGGAAUAAUUGUGCAUAUUUAACAUAAAAGAGAAGAAUGUACAAAGUUA